This is a messenger RNA of Caenorhabditis briggsae, 1302 nucleotides long. The transcript is spliced from 7 exons. The record is from RefSeq and is a predicted model, not a curated record. NCBI's taxonomy places the organism in Eukaryota, Metazoa, Nematoda, Chromadorea, Rhabditida, Rhabditidae. The coding region runs from base 1 to 1302 and encodes 433 amino acids.
AUGAAAAUCAAAAAUUUUGUCUCAAUCCUGCUGGCGUUCCUUGUUGUAGGAAAUGUGAUUUACUGCUUUUCGAUAAAUUCUAAAGAUAAAAUAGUUGUCGAACCGGGGACGAAUGUUGUAAGCGACAAACAAGUAUAUUUACCACUUGGAUGGCCAUCUAAGCUUACUUGUGAUUCUGCCGUCCAGCUGGAGGAUUUAAAUAUAGAUCAAUCGGUACUCUUGGUAUGGACGAUGCGGUUUGCUAACGGCACUGACACGAUUUUAGAACAAAACGGACAAAAAAUGUUUGACAUGGUUGCAAGAUCUUUGAAUAUCAAUCCAGUAACUCGAGAAAUUGAUGGAGCCGUCAUAGAAUGCACGACUAUGCGUCCUGGGAACACUAGUUUGAUUAGUAGACAUCGAGUAGAAGUACAAGACUGUAAACCACAACCUCCUGGAGAUCAAAAAGCAUACAACCUGCAUAAUCCUUGUGCCUUCGGAAAAUGUCAGCUACUAGAAGAUGGCUCAUUUGUAGAAUGCCUUUGUUUCAAGCAGUACACUGGUAGACAUUGUGAUAAGCAAAAAGCGUAUAGUUGGUUUAUGGACUUUCUGCCUUACGUUAUGGCAAUACUUCUGCCUAUUCUAUACUUCAUUGUCUCUGGAAUAUUCUCUCUGGUUAGCGGCGACCGGAAAGAAGUGAAACUGAUGAGAAUUGCUGACUUGACAGGAUAUUCUGAUCGUGAAAACUUCAAACUUUCGAAUUUAUACCCAUUCAUUACAAAACUUCGAAGAUGCAAUUUCCUUGAUUUUGACGAAGGAGGCGAUCAUAGACAUUAUAAAAAGUAUUACAAAAAAAAGAUUCAUCAGCUAAAGAAGGAGUUGAUGGCAUCCAAAUCAAAACCAGCAAAAGUGCCAAUUGCACAUUCUGAAAAAGCCCCGAAAGCAACACCAGUUGAGACUAGACCAGCAAUGAUUGGAAAAUCGCAGCCAGCAGUAAAGGACACAAGUGUGAGAACAACUGAUUCGGGAUCUGGAACAUCCGGUGGAGAUAGUGGCAGUGGAUCCUUUGGAAGUAGUGCAAUGGGAAAUGUUUCUGCUUCUGGAGGUUCAUCUGGAGGUUCAUCUGGAGGUUCUUCUGGAGGUUCUUCUGGAGGUGCAUCGGGUGCUCAAAGUCUAAAAGCAGCCACUAGAAAAGCUUCAUUGGGCGGAUUCCAGAAAGCAGCUACUAGGCGAUCAAAUAAAAAGAAGGAAAAACUAAUGGAUAUUCCUAAUGAUUUGGAUAGUGGUGGAACUACGGGAGAUGACAGUUCUGUAGUUGAAUAG